AGAGAGAGAGAGAGAGAGAGAGAGAGAGGGGCAGAAAACGCCCUGGAAACUUUGUUGAUCAAAUAAGAAAAUAGUGACAGAAUCCUCACAGACUGCGAAGUUGUGACUGGAAGCAGUGCUCUUUCUUGGGCUGUGUAGAAGGACAGAGGACACGUUUUCAAGGAUGCUCAAGCUGGUGUGAGGCUUCUCGGGGCGCACAGACUGCGCACAGAAGUCAAAAAUAAAAGAACCACAGCAUCAGACUGAAGCCCUUGGCUUUGCUUGAGCAAUCCGAGCAGGAAAACCAAGAUUGAGUUUCCAUCACACACUAGUUUAAAUCGAGGGGAAGAAAAUAAAGAUGGCUGAAGAGGAGGAAACCAGGGAGGUGCUCUUUCCAGACUGGGAGGGUCCUGACAAAACUGGCUUGACUAUUGAACAGACAAGUGAAGGAGAGAUUUUUGUCAAGGAGGUCAAAGGAGAGUCACCGGCAGCACGGUCUGGAAAAGUAUAUGAAGGUGACCAGAUUGUAGGCGCCACUGUCUACUUUGAUAACAUGAGCUCAGAAGAAACAGCUGAGCUACUGAAGACAUUGAAUCGCCACAAAGUUGGACUGAAACUGCAAAACAGAGACAAAUCACCUUGCUGCUCACCUUUGAGCACACCAUGCCGUUCACCAAUGGGCACGCUGACAUGGGAAGGGAAGACCCACUUUGGAGGUUCCAGUCCAGACAUUAUUCUUGGUGGAGAUGAUGAGGAAUAUAAGAGAAUAUAUACAAAAAAAAUCAAACCAAGGCUGAAGUCUGAAGAUCUUGCAGAGGGAGUGGAUGUUCGCACAGAACGUCACAGCAGCACAAGCAGUGAUGGCAGCACAAUUACCACCAUCACCCGUCGCAUUACUACCUACACUGUGGAUAUGCCUAUUGGCAUAGGUGACCAACUUGAACUUGCAGGCCCAAAUCUCAAGGGGCAAAGGCACGAAUCUGGUGAUGGCUCCCCUCAUAUCAGAAUUGCUCAUGGCAGUCCUUCAGGUAAAGUGGAAACAGAAGGUGUUUUUGAGUCAAGUGAUGUCUCUUACACUGGGCCAAAAGUUGGCUCAAUAGAGACACGCUUGGGCAGUGGGGGAGUUCAGACCACAACAAUUACAAGAGAUGUAGAUAGAGACAGAGGUACAGGACUCAGAUUUAAAGGGCCUAACUUUGGAGUAACAGAGGGUAAAGGCCAGAAAGUCUUUGAGAUCUCAGGAGGAAAUGGAGAGAAAGGUGAUGGAAGUAUUCAGGUGUUAGAAAGUAUGACACUAAGCAACAGCUCAAACACUGGUAGUAGGCAGGUUGUAAUAGGCGGUAGGGGAGUUGCAGGGUCAGCUGAUGAAAACGGAGGAUCAGUUAGUCUGUCUUUGCCAGGACAAAGCAUGCAGAUUAUGACUUCUCCUAUGGAAAUAACACAAGGAGAAGGUGUUGACAAAAGUUUAGGUGAAAGGACAAAAGUCAAGGUAUCUGAAAUUACUGUCAGUCACCCGCAAUCAAAGAGAUCAGAUAGUACUAAUAUUCAUAAUGUCAAACUUGUUGGAGUUCCAAGAGGAAUAGAUACUGAAUUAAGAGAUGGCAAGAUUGGAGCAUCGGCAAUAACAGAAGGCAAUGUUACCUCAGGUUAUUCCUCAGUCCCAGGCAAGAUUCCAGUUGCAGGUGUGGAUGCCACCCCUAUGGGAUUAAAGUUCAAAGGUGAACUUAAUGCCAACCUGCCAAGCACAAGGCAGGUAAUACAAGCAUCUGGAAUACACACUGAAUUCCCAGGCCAUGAAACUGAUGACACUCUGAGAGGCAGAGAACAGUCAAUGGUCAAAUUACCUGACAUUUCUGGGCCUAGUAUCUCCAUGUCAGAUGUGGAUUCAAAUACACAAGGUCUUAAACUCAAAGGUGAUGUGAAUGUGUCAGCGCCAAAGAUAAAAGGUCAAAAAGGGGAGAGUCCAAAUAUAGAUAUACACCUCCCAAAGGCAAAUAUUGAUUUGAAAGCACCUCAUGACAUUAAAGGGCCAGAGGUUGAUCUGAAAGGUCCAAAACUGGAAGGUGAUUUAGGUGUGUCAGCUCCAAAGUUAAAGGGAGCAAUAAACACACCUAAAAUUGACAUCCAAGGAUCCAAUGUUGAUAUUCAAGACACCAAGGGUGGAUUUGGAAUGCCGAUAAUCAAAAUGGCAAAGGUUGAGGGUCCAGAUGUUGGUAUACACCUCCCUAAAGCAAAUGCUAAGGUUGAAAUUGAAGGACCAGAUGCCAAACUGAAAGGAACCAAAUUUAACAUGCCAAACAUUUCCGGACCAAAAAUCUCAAGGCCAAAUAUGGACUUCAAUCGGAAAGGUGACAUUGAUGUAUCACUUUCAAAGAUUGAAGGAGACAUGAAAGCACCUGAACUUGACAUCAAAGGACCUCAGGUUGAUAUUGAAGGUCCCAAAGAUGGAUUUGAGAUGCCAAAAGUCAAAAUGCCAUCAUUUGGCCUCAGUGGUCCAAAAGUGUCGUGUCCAGAGGUUGAUAUAAACCUUCCCAAAGCAGACAUUGAUGUGAAAGCACCCAAUAUUGACAUCAAAGGGCCAGAUUUUGACAUUGAAGGAUCAGAUGCCAAAAUAAAAGGACCCAAAUUUAACCUGCCAAAAAUUUCUGGAACGAAAAUGUCCAUGCCAGACGUGGACAUCAAUCUGAAAAGUCCCAAACUCAAAGGUGACGUGGAUGUAUCAUGUCCAAAGAUUGAAGGAGACAUAGUAGCACCUGAAGUUGACAUCAAAGGACCACAGGUUGAUAUUGAAUGUCCCAAAGGUGGAUUCGAGAUGCCAAAAUUCAAAAUACCAUCAUUUGGCUUCAGUGGUCCAAAAGUGUCGUGUCCAGAUGUUGAUAUAAACCUUCCCGAAGCAGACAUUGAUGUGAAAGCACCUGAUAUUGACAUCAAAGGACCAAAACUCGACCUUGAAGGACCAGAUGCCAAACUAAAAGGACACAAAUUCAAAAUGCCAACAAUUUCUGGAACGAAAAUGUCCAUGCCAGACGUCGACUUGAACCUGAAAGGUCCCAAACUCAAAGGUGACGUGGAUGUAUCAUGUCCAACGAUUGAAGGAGACAUAGAAGCACCUGAUUUUGACAUCAAAGGACCACAGGUUGAUAUUAAAGGUCCCAAAGGUGGAUUCGAGAUGCCAAAAAUCAAAAUGCCAUCAUUUGGCCUAAAAAGUUCAAAAGUGGAUUGUCCAGAUGUUGAUAUAGACCUUCCCAAAGCGGAAAUUGAUGUGAAAGCACCCGAUCUUGACUUUAAAGGACCAAAACUUGACCUUGAAGGACCAGAUGCCAAACUAAAAGGACACAAAUUCAAAAUGCCAACAAUUUCUGGACCGAAAAUCUCCAUGCCAGACGUCGACUUGAAUCUGAAAGGUCCCAAACUCAAAGGUGACGUGGAUGUAUCAUGUCCAACGAUUGAAGGAGACAUAGAAGCACCUGAUUUUGACAUCAAAGGACCACAGGUUGAUAUUAAAGGUCGCAAAGGUGGAUUCGAGAUGCCAAAAAUCAAAAUGCCAUCAUUUGGCGUAAAAGGUUCAAAGGUAGAUUGUCCAGAUGUUGAUAUAAACCUUCCCAAAGCAGAAAUUGAUGUGAAAGCACAUCUUGACAUCAAAGGACCAAAACUUGACCUUGAAGGACCAGAUGCCAAACUAAAAGGACACAAAUUCAAAAUGCCAACAAUUUCUGGAACGAAAAUGUCCAUGCCAGAUGUCGACUUGAAUCUAAAAGGUCCCAAACUCAAAGGUGACGUGGAUGUAUCAUGUCCAACGAUUGAAGGAGACAUAGAAGCACCUGAUUUUGACAUCAAAGGACCACAGGUUGAUAUUAAAGGUCGCAAAGGUGGAUUCGAGAUGCCAAAAAUCAAAAUGCCAUCAUUUGGCGUAAAAGGUUCAAAGGUAGAUUGUCCAGAUGUUGAUAUAAACCUUCCUAAAGCAGAAAUUGAUGUGAAAGCACCUGAUCUUGACAUCAAAGGACCAAAACUUGACCUUGAAGGACCAGAUGCCAAACUAAAAGGACACAAAUUCAAAAUGCCAACAAUUUCUGGAACGAAAAUGUCCAUGCCAGAUGUCGACUUGAAUCUAAAAGGUCCCAAACUCAAAGGUGACGUGGAUGUAUCAUGUCCAACGAUUGAAGGAGACAUAGAAGCACCUGAUUUUGACAUCAAAGGACCACAGGUUGAUAUUAAAGGUCGCAAAGGUGGAUUCGAGAUGCCAAAAAUCAAAAUGCCAUCAUUUGGCCUCAAAGGUUCAAAAGUGGAUUGUCCAGAUGUUGAUAUAAACCUUCCCAAAGCAGAAAUUGAUGUGAAAGCACCCGAUCUUGACAUCAAAGGAACACAACUUGACCUUGAAGGACCAGAUGCCAAACUAAAAGGACACAAAUUCAAAAUGCCAACAAUUUCUGGAACGAAAAUGUCCAUGCCAGACGUCGACUUGAAUCUGAAAGCUCCCAAACUCAAAGGUGACGUGGAUGUAUCAUGUCCAACGAUUGAAGGAGACAUAGAAGCACCUGAUUUUGACAUCAAAGGACCACAGGUUGAUAUUAAAGGUCGCAAAGGUGGAUUCGAGAUGCCAAAAAUCAAAAUGCCAUCAUUUGGCCUCAAAGGUUCAAAAGUGGAUUGUCCAGAUGUUGAUAUAAACCUUCCCAAAGCAGACAUUGAUGUGAAAGCACCCAAUAUUGACAUCAAAGGGCCAGAUUUUGACAUUGAAGGAUCAGAUGCCAAACUAAAAGGACACAAAUUCAAAAUGCCAAAGAUUUCUGGUCCAAAAAUAUCUAUGCCAGAUAUGGACCUCGAUCUGAAAGGUCCAAACCUCAAAGGUGAUUUAGAUGUGUCAGCUCCAAAGAUAGAGGGAGACAUAAAAGCACCUGGUUUUGACAUGGAAGCACCACAGCUUGAUAUUGAAGGACCCAAACCUGGAUUUGAGAUGCCAAAAAUCAAAAUGCCAAAAUUUGGCUUCAAAGUUCCAAAAGUGGAGGGUCCAGAUGUUGAUAUAGACCUUCCCAAAGCAGACAUUGAUGUGAAAGCACCCAAUAUUGACAUUCAAGGGCCAGAUUUUGACAUUGCAGGACCAGAUGCCAAAGUAAAAGGACCCAAAUUCAAAAUGCCAACAAUUUCUGGACCGAAAAUCUCCAUGCCAGAUGUGGACUUCAAUCUGAAAGGUCCCAAACUCAAAGGUGACGUGGAUGUAUCAUGUCCAAAAAUUGAAGGAGACAUAGAAGCACCUGAAGUUGACAUCAAAGGACCAGAGCUUGAUAUUGAAGGUCCCAAAGGUGAAUUUGAGAUGCCAAAAAUCAAAAUGCCAUCAUUUGGCCUCAAAGUUUCAAAAGUGGAGGGUCCAGAUGUUGAUAUAGACCUUCCCAAAGCAGACAUUGAUGUGAAAGCACCCAAUAUUGAUAUCAAAGGACCAAAACUUGACCUUGAAGGACCAGAUGCCAAACUUAAAGGACACAAAUUCAAAAUGCCAACAAUUUCUGGACCGAAAAUCUCCAUGCCAGAUGUGGACUUCAAUCUGAAAGGUCCCAAACUCAAAGGUGACGUGGAUGUAUCAUGUCCAAAGAUUGAAGGAGACAUAGAAGCACCUGAAGUUGACAUCAAAGGACCACAGGUUGAUAUUGAAGGGCCAGAUUUUGACAUUGAAGGAUCAGAUGCCAAACUAAAAGGACACAGACUCAAAAUGCCAAAAAUUUCUGGACCGAAAAUCUCUAUGCCAGAUAUGGACUUCAAUCUGAAAGGUCCCAAACUCAAAGGUGACGUGGAUGUAUCAUGUCCAAAGAUUGAAGGAGACAUAGAAGCACCUGAAGUUGACAUCAAAGGACCACAGGUUGAUAUUGAAGGUCCCAAAGGUGGAUUCGAGAUGCCAAAAAUCAAAAUGCCAAAAUUUGGCCUCAAAGGUUCAAAAGUGGAGGGUCCAGAUGUUGAUAUAGACCUUCCCAAAGCAGACAUUGAUGUGAAAGCACCCAAUAUUGAUAUCAAAGGACCAAAACUUGACCUUGAAGGACCAGAUGCCAAACUAAAAGGACACAAAUUCAAAAUGCCAACAAUUUCUGGACCGAAAAUCUCCAUGCCAGAUGUGGACUUCAAUCUGAAAGGUCCCAAACUCAAAGGUGACGUGGAUGUAUCAUGUCCAAAGAUUGAAGGAGACAUAGAAGCACCUGAAGUUGACAUCAAAGGACCACAGGUUGAUAUUGAAGGCUCCAAAGGUGGAUUCGAGAUGCCAAAAAUCAAAAUGCCAAAAUUUGGCCUCAAAGGUUCAAAAGUGGAGGGUCCAGAUGUUGAUAUAGACCUUCCCAAAGCAGACAUUGAUGUGAAAGCACCCAAUAUUGAUAUCAAAGGACCAAAACUUGACCUUGAAGGACCAGAUGCCAAACUAAAAGGACACAAAUUCAAAAUGCCAACAAUUUCUGGACCGAAAAUCUCCAUGCCAGAUGUGGACUUCAAUCUGAAAGGUCCAAACUCAAAGGGUCCAGAUGUUGAUAUAGACCUUCCCAAAGCAGACAUUGAUGUGAAAGCACCCAAUAUUGAUAUCAAAGGACCAAAACUUGACCUUGAAGGACCAGAUGCCAAACUAAAAGGACACAAAUUCAAAAUGCCAACAAUUUCUGGACCGAAAAUCUCCAUGCCAGAUGUGGACUUCAAUCUGAAAGGUCCCAAACUCAAAGGUGACGUGGAUGUAUCAUGUCCAAAGAUUGAAGGAGACAUAGAAGCACCUGAAGUUGACAUCAAAGGACCACAGGUUGAUAUUGAAGGCUCCAAAGGUGGAUUCGAGAUGCCAAAAAUCAAAAUGCCAAAAUUUGGCCUCAAAGGUUCAAAAGUGGAGGGUCCAGAUGUUGAUAUAGACCUUCCCAAAGCAGACAUUGAUGUGAAAGCACCCAAUAUUGAUAUCAAAGGACCAAAACUUGACCUUGAAGGACCAGAUGCCAAACUAAAAGGACACAAAUUCAAAAUGCCAACAAUUUCUGGACCGAAAAUCUCCAUGCCAGAUGUGGACUUCAAUCUGAAAGGUCCCAAACUCAAAGGUGACGUGGAUGUAUCAUGUCCAAAGAUUGAAGGAGACAUAGAAGCACCUGAUUUUGACAUCAAAGGACCACAGGUUGAUAUUGAAGGUCCCAAAGGUGAAUUCGAGAUGCCAAAAAUCAAAAUGCCAAAAUUUGGCCUCAAAGGUUCAAAAGUGGAGGGUCCAGAUGUUGAUAUAGACCUUCCCAAAGCAGACAUUGAUGUGAAAGCACCCAAUAUUGAUAUCAAAGGACCAAAACUUGACCUUGAAGGACCAGAUGCCAAACUAAAAGGACACAAAUUCAAAAUGCCAACAAUUUCUGGACCGAAAAUCUCCAUGCCAGAUAUGGACUUCAAUCUGAAAGGUCCCAAACUCAAAGGUGACGUGGAUGUAUCAUGUCCAAAGAUUGAAGGAGACAUAGAAGCACCUGAAGUUGACAUCAAAGGACCACAGGUUGAUAUUGAAGGCUCCAAAGGUGGAUUCGAGAUGCCAAAAAUCAAAAUGCCAAAAUUUGGCCUCAAAGGUUCAAAAGUGGAGGGUCCAGAUGUUGAUAUAGACCUUCCCAAAGCAGACAUUGAUGUGAAAGCACCCAAUAUUGAUAUCAAAGGACCAAAACUUGACCUUGAAGGACCAGAUGCCAAACUAAAAGGACACAAAUUCAAAAUGCCAACAAUUUCUGGACCGAAAAUCUCCAUGCCAGAUGUGGACUUCAAUCUGAAAGGUCCCAAACUCAAAGGUGAAGUGGAUGUAUCAUGUCCAAAGAUUGAAGGAGACAUAGAAGCACCUGAAGUUGACAUCAAAGGACCACAGGUUGAUAUUGAAGGUCCCAAAGGUGAAUUCGAGAUGCCAAAAAUCAAAAUGCCAAAAUUUGGCCUCAAAGGUUCAAAAGUGGAGGGUCCAGAUGUUGAUAUAGACCUUCCCAAAGCAGACAUUGAUGUGAAAGCACCCAAUAUUGACAUCAAAGGGCCAGAUUUUGACAUUGAAGGACCAGAUGCCAAACUAAAAGGACCCAAAUUUAACAUGCCAAAAAUGUCUGGACCGACAAUCUCCAUGCCACAUGUGGAUUUCAAUCUGAAAAGUCCAAAACUCAAAGGUGAUAUAGAUCUGUCAGCUCCAAAGAUAGAGGGAGACAUAAAAACUCCUAAAGUUGACAUCAAAGGUCCAGAUGUUGACAUUGACGUUGGCACAACUGGCAUGAAGAAAACGAAGUUCAAAAUGCCAAAAUUUGGAUUCAAGGGUUCUAAGAUAAAGACCCCUGACAAAGAAUUGAAAGUAGAAAAAGGGGAAAUCAACAUUAAAGGCAAUACUACGAGCUCAGCGGAUCUAGACCUUGACUUGGAACUGACCGGAUCAAAAAUAAAGGGAUCGAAAUUCAAAAUGCCAAAAUUUGGAUUCAGAAGCCCAAAGGUUGAAGAACCAGAGAUUGAUGUGAGUAUCCCAAAGACAGAAAUAGAUGUUAAUGCCCCAGAUAUGGAUAUUAAAGCACCUGACAUUGACAUUGAGAGCCCAAGUGGCAAAAUCAAAGGACACAAAUUCAAAAUGCCAACAAUUUCUGGACCCAAACUGCACAUGCCAGACGUGGACUUCAAUCUGAAAAGUCCAAAACUCAAAGGUGAUGUGGAUGUGUCAGCUCCAAAGAUAGAGGGAGACAUAAAUGCACCUGAUUUUGACAUCAAAGGACCACAGCUUGAUAUUGAAGGUUCCAAAGGUGGAUUCGAGAUGCCAAAAUUCAAAAUGCCAUCAUUUGGCUUCAGUGGUCCAAAAGUGGAAUGUCCAGAGGUUGAUAUAAACCUUCCCAAAGCAGACAUUGAUGUGAAAGCACCCAAUAUUGACAUCAAAGGGCCAGAGCUUGAUAUUGAAGGUCCCAAAGGUGCAUUUGAGAUGCCAAAAAUCAAAAUGCCAUCAUUUGGCCUCAAAGGUUCAAAAGUGGAUUGUCCAGAUGUUGAUAUAAACCUUCCCAAAGCAGACAUUGAUGUGAAAGCACCCAAUAUUGACAUCAAAGGGCCAGAUUUUGACAUUGAAGGAUCAGAUGGCAAACUAAAAGGACACAAAUUCAAAAUGCCAAAGAUUUCUGGUCCAAAAAUAUCUAUGCCAGAUAUGGACCUCGAUCUGAAAGGUCCAAAACUCAAAGGUGAUGUAGAUGUGUCAGCUCCAAAGAUAGAGGGAGACAUAAAAACACCGGAUUUUGACAUCAAAGGACCACAGGUUGAUAUUGAAGGUUCCAAAAGUGGAUUUGAGAUGCCAAAAUUCAAAAUGCCAUCAUUUGGCUUCAGUGGUCCAAAAGUGGAGUGUCCAGAUGUUGAUGUGAACCUUCCCAAAGCAGAAAUUGACGUGAAAGCACCCGAUCUUGACAUCAAAGGACCAAAACUUGACCUUGAAGGACCAGAUGCCAAACUUAAAGGACACAAAUUCAAAAUGCCAACAAUUUCUGGACCCAAACUGCACAUGCCAGACGUGGACUUCAAUCUAAAAGGUCCCAAACUCAAAGGUGAUGUGGAUGUAUCAGCUCCAAAGAUUAAGGGAGACAUAGAAGCCCCUGAUUUUGACAUCAAAGGACCACAGGUUGAUAUUGAAGGUUCCAAAGGUGGAUUCGAGAUGCCAAAAUUCAAAAUGCCAUCAUUUGGCUUCAGUGGUCCAAAAGUUGAAUGUCCAGAGGUUGAUAUAAACCUUCCCAAAGCAGACAUUGAUGUGAAAGCACCCAAUAUUGACAUCAAAGGGCCAGAGCUUGAUAUUGAAGGUCCCAAAGGUGCAUUUGAGAUGCCAAAAAUCAAAAUGCCAUCAUUUGGCCUCAAAGGUUCAAAAGUGGAUUGUCCAGAUGUUGAUAUAAACCUUCCCAAAGCAGACAUUGAUGUGAAAGCACCCAAUAUUGACAUCAAAGGGCCAGAUUUUGACAUUGAAGGUUCAGAUGGCAAACUUAAAGGACACAAAUUCAAAAUGCCAAAAAUUUCUGGUCCAAAAAUAUCUAUGCCAGAUAUGGACCUCGAUCUGAAAGGUCCAAAACUCAAAGGUGAUGUAGAUGUGUCAGCUCCAAAGAUAGAGGGAGACAUAAAAGCACCAGAUUUUGACAUCAAAGGACCACAGGUUGAUAUUGAAGGUUCCAAAAGUGGAUUUGAGAUGCCAAAAUUCAAAAUGCCAUCAUUUGGCUUCGGUGGUCCAAAAGUGGCAUGUCCAGAUGUUGAUGUGAACCUUCCCACAGCAGAAAUUGACAUGAAAGCACCCGAUCUUGACAUCAAAGGACCAAAACUUGACCUUGAAGGACCAGAUGCCAAACUUAAAGGACACAAAUUCAAAAUGCCAACAAUUUCUGGACCCAAACUGCACAUGCCAGACGUGGACUUUAAUCUAAAAGGUCCCAAUCUCAAAGGUGAUGUGGAUGUGUCAGCUCCAAAGAUUAAGGGAGACAUAGAAGCCCCUGAUUUUGACAUCAAAGGACCACAGCUUGAUAUUGAAGGUCCCAAAGGUGGAUUCGAGAUGCCAAAAUUCAAAAUGCCAUCAUUUGGCCACAAAGGUUCAAAAGUGGAAUGUCCAGAGGUUGAUAUAAACCUUCCCAAAGCAGACAUUGAUGUGAAAGCACCCAAUAUUGACAUCAAAGGGCCAGAUUUUGACAUUGAAGGACCAGAUGCCAAACUAAAAGGACCCAAAUUUAACCUGCCAAAAAUUUCUGGUCCAAAAAUAUCUAUGCCAGAUAUGGAUUUCAAUCUGAAAAGUCCAAAACUCAAAGGUGAUUUAAAUGUGUCAGCUCCGAAGAUAGAGGGAGACAUAAAAGCACCUGAUUUUGACAUCAAAGGACCACAGGUUGAUAUUGAAGGUUCCAAAAGUGGAUUUGAGAUGCCAAAAUUCAAAAUGCCAUCAUUUGGCUUCAGUGGUCCAAAAGUGGCAUGUCCAGAUGUUGAUGUGAACCUUCCCAAAGCAGAAAUUGACGUGAAAGCACCCGAUCUUGACAUCAAAGGACCAAAACUUGACCUUGAAGGACCAGAUGCCAAACUUAAAGGACACAAAUUCAAAAUGCCAACAAUUUCUGGACCCAAACUGCACAUGCCAGACGUGGACUUCAACCUGAAAAGUCCAAAACUCAAAGGUGAUGUGGAUGUGUCAGCUCCAAAGAUAGAGGGAGACAUAAAUGCACCUGAUUUUGACAUCAAAGGACCACAGCUUGAUAUUGAAGGGCCAGAGCUUGAUAUUGAAGGUCCCAAAGGUGCAUUUGAGAUGCCAAAAAUCAAAAUGCCAUCAUUUGGCCUCAAAGGUUCAAAAGUGGAUUGUCCAGAUGUUGAUAUAAACCUUCCCAAAGCAGACAUUGAUGUGAAAGCACCCAAUAUUGACAUCAAAGGGCCAGAUUUUGACAUUGAAGGACCAGAUGCCAAACUAAAAGGACCCAAAUUUAACCUGCCAAAAAUUUCUGCACCAAAAAUAUCUAUGCCAGAUAUGGAUUUCAAUCUGAAAAGUCCAAAACUCAAAGGUGAUUUAAAUGUGUCAGCUCCAAAGAUAGAGGGAGACAUAAAAGCACCUGAUUUUGACAUCAAAGGACCACAGGUUGAUAUUGAAGGACCAAAACUUGACCUUGAAGGACCAGAUGCCAAACUUAAAGGACACACAUUCAAAAUGCCAACAAUUUCUGGACCCAAACUGCACAUGCCAGACGUGGACUUCAAUCUAAAAGGUCCCAAACUCAAAGGUGACGUGGAUGUGUCAGCUCCAAAGAUUAAGGGAGACAUAGAAGCCCCUGAUUUUGACAUCAAAGGACCACAGCUUGAUAUUGAAGGUCCCAAAGGUGGAUUCGAGAUGCCAAAAUUCAAAAUGCCAUCAUUUGGCUUCGGUGGUCCAAAAGUGGCAUGUCCAGAGGUUGAUAUAAACCUUCCCAAAGCAGACAUUGAUGUGAAAGCACCCAAUAUUGACAUCAAAGGGCCAGAGCUUGAUAUUGAAGGACCAGAUGCAAAACUAAAAGGACACAAAUUCAAAAUGCCAUCAUUUGGCCUCAAAGGUUCAAAAGUGGAGUGUCCAGAUGUUGAUAUAAAUCUUCCCAAAGCAGACAUUGAUGUGAAAAGACCCGAUAUCGACAUUCAAGGGCCAGAUUUUGAUAUUGAAGGACCAGAUGCCAAACUAAAAGGACACAAAUUCAAAAUGCCAACAAUUUCUGGACCCAAACUGCACAUGCCAGACGUGGACUUCAAUCUAAAAGGUCCCAAACUCAAAGGUGACGUGGAUGUAUCAGCUCCAAAGAUUAAGGGAGACAUAGAAGCCCCUGAUUUUGACAUCAAAGGACCACAGCUUGAUAUUGAAGGUCCCAAAGGUGGAUUCGAGAUGCCAAAAAUCAAAAUGCCAUCAUUUGGCCUCAAAGGUUCAAAAGUGGAUUGUCCAGAUGUUGAUAUAAACCUUCCCAAAGCAGACAUUGAUGUGAAAGCACCCAAUAUUGACAUCAAAGGGCCAGAUUUUGACAUUGAAGGACCAGAUGCCAAACUAAAAGGACCCAAAUUUAACAUGCCAAAAAUUUCUGCACCAAAAAUAUCUAUGCCAGAUAUGGAUUUCAAUCUGAAAAGUCCAAAACUCAAAGGUGAUUUAAAUGUGUCCGCUCCAAAGAUAGAGGGAGACAUAAAAGCACCUGAUUUUGACAUCAAAGGACCACAGGUUGAUAUUGAAGGUUCCAAAAGUGGAUUUGAGAUGCCAAAAUUCAAAAUGCCAUCAUUUGGCUUCGGUGGUCCAAAAGUGGCAUGUCCAGAUGUUGAUGUGAACCUUCCCAAAGCAGAAAUUGACGUGAAAGCACCCGAUCUUGACAUCAAAGGACCAAAACUUGACCUUGAAGGACCAGAUGCCAAACUUAAAGGACACAAAUUCAAAAUGCCAACAAUUUCUGGACCCAAACUGCACAUGCCAGACGUGGACUUCAAUCUAAAAGGUCCCAAACUCAAAGGUGACGUGGAUGUAUCAGCUCCAAAGAUUAAGGGAGACAUAGAAGCCCCUGAUUUUGACAUCAAAGGACCACAGCUUGAUAUUGAAGGUUCCAAAGGUGGAUUCGAGAUGCCAAAAUUCAAAAUGCCAUCAUUUGGCCUCAAAGGUUCAAAAGUGGAUUGUCCAGAGGUUGAUAUAAACCUUCCCAAAGCAGACAUUGAUGUGAAAGCACCCAAUAUUGACAUCAAAGGGCCAGAUUUUGACAUUGAAGGACCAGAUGCCAAACUAAAAGGACACAAAUUCAAAAUGCCAUCAUUUGGCCUCAAAGGUUCAAAAGUGGAAUGUCCAGAUGUUGAUAUAAACCUUCCCAAAGCAGACAUUGAUGUGAAAGCACCCAAUAUUGACAUCAAAGGGCCAGAUUUUGACAUUGAAGGACCAGAUGCCAAACUAAAAGGACCCAAAUUUAACCUGCCAAAAAUUUCUGGUCCAAAAAUAUCUAUGCCAGAUAUGGAUUUCAAUCUGAAAAGUCCAAAACUCAAAGGUGAUUUAAAUAUGUCAGCUCCGAAGAUAGAGGGAGACAUAAAAGCACCUGAUUUUGACAUCAAAGGACCACAGGUUGAUAUUGAAGGUUCCAAAAGUGGAUUUGAGAUGCCAAAAUUCAAAAUGCCAUCAUUUGGCUUCAGUGGUCCAAAAGUGGCAUGUCCAGAUGUUGAUGUGAACCUUCCCAAAGCAGAAAUUGACGUGAAAGCACCCGAUCUUGACAUCAAAGGACCAAAACUUGACCUUGAAGGACCAGAUGCCAAACUUAAAGGACACAAAUUCAAAAUGCCAACAAUUUCUGGACCCAAACUGCACAUGCCAGACGUGGACUUCAAUCUGAAAAGUCCAAAACUCAAAGGUGAUGUGGAUGUGUCAGCUCCAAAGAUAGAGGGAGACAUAAAUGCACCUGAUUUUGACAUCAAAGGACCACAGCUUGAUAUUGAAGGUUCCAAAGGUGGAUUCGAGAUGCCGAAAUUCAAAAUGCCAUCAUUUGGCUUCAGUGGUCCAAAAGUGGAAUGUCCAGAGGUUGAUAUAAACCUUCCCAAAGCAGACAUUGAUGUGAAAGCACCCAAUAUUGACAUCAAAGGGCCAGAGCUUGAUAUUGAAGGUCCCAAAGGUGCAUUUGAGAUGCCAAAAAUCAAAAUGCCAUCAUUUGGCCUCAAAGGUUCAAAAGUGGAUUGUCCAGAGGUUGAUAUAAACCUUCCCAAAGCAGACAUUGAUGUGAAAGCACCCAAUAUUGACAUCAAAGGGCCAGAUUUUGACAUUGAAGGACCAGAUGCCAAACUAAAAGGACCCAAAUUUAACAUGCCAAAAAUUUCUGCACCAAAAAUAUCUAUGCCAGAUAUGGAUUUCAAUCUGAAAAGUCCAAAACUCAAAGGUGAUUUAAAUGUGUCAGCUCCAAAGAUAGAGGGAGACAUAAAAGCACCUGAUUUUGACAUCAAAGGACCACAGGUUGAUAUUGAAGGUUCCAAAAGUGGAUUUGAGAUGCCAAAAUUCAAAAUGCCAUCAUUUGGCUUCGGUGGUCCAAAAGUGGCAUGUCCAGAUGUUGAUGUGAACCUUCCCAAAGCAGAAAUUGACGUGAAAGCACCCGAUCUUGACAUCAAAGGACCAAAACUUGACCUUGAAGGACCAGAUGCCAAACUUAAAGGACACACAUUCAAAAUGCCAACAAUUUCUGGACCCAAACUGCACAUGCCAGACGUGGACUUCAAUCUAAAAGGUCCCAAACUCAAAGGUGACGUGGAUGUGUCAGCUCCAAAGAUUAAGGGAGACAUAGAAGCCCCUGAUUUUGACAUCAAAGGACCACAGCUUGAUAUUGAAGGUCCCAAAGGUGGAUUCGAGAUGCCAAAAUUCAAAAUGCCAUCAUUUGGCUUCGGUGGUCCAAAAGUGGCAUGUCCAGAGGUUGAUAUAAACCUUCCCAAAGCAGACAUUGAUGUGAAAGCACCCAAUAUUGACAUCAAAGGGCCAGAGCUUGAUAUUGAAGGACCAGAUGCAAAACUAAAAGGACACAAAUUCAAAAUGCCAUCAUUUGGCCUCAAAGGUUCAAAAGUGGAGUGUCCAGAUGUUGAUAUAAAUCUUCCCAAAGCAGACAUUGAUGUGAAAAGACCCGAUAUCGACAUUCAAGGGCCAGAUUUUGAUAUUGAAGGACCAGAUGCCAAACUAAAAGGACACAAAUUCAAAAUGCCAACAAUUUCUGGACCCAAACUGCACAUGCCAGACGUGGACUUCAAUCUAAAAGGUCCCAAACUCAAAGGUGACGUGGAUGUAUCAGCUCCAAAGAUUAAGGGAGACAUAGAAGCCCCUGAUUUUGACAUCAAAGGACCACAGCUUGAUAUUGAAGGUCCCAAAGGUGGAUUCGAGAUGCCAAAAAUCAAAAUGCCAUCAUUUGGCCUCAAAGGUUCAAAAGUGGAUUGUCCAGAUGUUGAUAUAAACCUUCCCAAAGCAGACAUUGAUGUGAAAGCACCCAAUAUUGAUAUCAAAGGGCCAGAUUUUGACAUUGAAGGACCAGAUGCCAAACUAAAAGGACCCAAAUUUAACCUGCCAAAAAUUUCUGCACCAAAAAUAUCUAUGCCAGAUAUGGAUUUCAAUCUGAAAAGUCCAAAACUCAAAGGUGAUUUAAAUGUGUCCGCUCCAAAGAUAGAGGGAGACAUAAAAGCACCUGAUUUUGACAUCAAAGGACCACAGGUUGAUAUUGAAGGUUCCAAAAGUGGAUUUGAGAUGCCAAAAUUCAAAAUGCCAUCAUUUGGCUUCAGUGGUCCAAAAGUGGCAUGUCCAGAUGUUGAUGUGAACCUUCCCAAAGCAGAAAUUGACGUGAAAGCACCUGAUCUUGAUAUCAAAGGACCAAAACUUGACCUUGAAGGACCAGAUGCCAAACUUAAAGGACACACAUUCAAAAUGCCAACAAUUUCUGGACCCAAACUGCACAUGCCAGAUGUGGACUUCAAUCUAAAAGGUCCCAAACUCAAAGGUGAUGUGGAUGUGUCAGCUCCAAAGAUUAAGGGAGACAUAGAAGCCCCUGAUUUUGACAUCAAAGGACCACAGCUUGAUAUUGAAGGUCCCAAAGGUGCAUUUGAGAUGCCAAAAAUCAAAAUGCCAUCAUUUGGCUUCAAAGGUUCAAAAGUGGAAUGUCCAGAUGUUGAUAUAAACCUUCCCAAAGCAGACAUUGAUGUGAAAGCACCCAAUAUUGACAUCAAAGGGCCAGAUUUUGACAUUGAAGGACCAGAUGCCAAACUAAAAGGACCCAAAUUUAACAUGCCAAAAAUUUCUGCACCAAAAAUAUCUAUGCCAGAUAUGGAUUUCAAUCUGAAAAGUCCAAAACUCAAAGGUGAUUUAAAUGUGUCAGCUCCAAAGAUAGAGGGAGACAUAAAAGCACCUGAUUUUGACAUCAAAGGGCCAGAUUUUGAGAUUGAAGGACCAGAUGCCAAAGUAAAAGGACCCAAAUUCAAAAUGCCAACAAUUUCUGGACCGAAAGUGUCCAUGCCAGACGUGGAUUUCAAUCGGAAAGGUCCUAAACUUAAAGGCGAUGUGGAUUUGUCAACUCCUUACAUGCAAGGCGAACUAAAAGGACCAGACUUGCCUAAAUUGGAGGGAGACAUCAAAAUUUCAAAUGCCAAAAUAGCAGUUCCCACCAUAGCCACGGGGGGUGUGGCUAUUGAUCCUGUAAAAACAGGUGUUUCAUUUCCUAAGUUCAAAGGACCAAAGUUUGGAAUGAAAGCCCCUGAUGUUGAGGGGCCUGAAUCAACUGUUAAUACACCAACGCUCAAUGUAGGUGGAAAAGGUUCCAAUACAGACUUUAGUCUCCCACAUACUGAGGCAAGUCUUGAUGCCCCUGACAUUAAUAUACAUGUGAAGGGGAAGAAGGGCAAAUUUAAACUCCCUAAAGUUAAAGUAAAGGGGAAGAAACCUGAAGUUGAUGUAGGACCACCAGGAGUAGACUUGGAUCUAGAUGCACCAAGUAUCAAUGUCAAAGGAAAAAAGGGAAAGAAGCCUCUUUUUGGUAAGCUUCAUUUCCCUGAUGUGGAAUUAGAUAUCAAAUCGUCCAAAUUGAAAGGCGAUGGAUCUUUUGCUGGGGGACUGAAAUCACCUGACAUAGAUUUACCAUCUUCAAGCUUCAACACUGCCAUUGAGUCUUCUGGUUCAAGCAUUAAACUGGAAAGGCCAGAUGUAAAUCUCAAGACUCCUAAAAUCAAAAUUUCAAAUCCAAACUUAUCUGCUCCUGAUAUUGAUGCAGAUCUAAAUAGACAUGGAGAGGCAAAAAUGUUUACAAGUUCUAAAGGCCAACAUUUUUAUGUGAAAGGUGGUGCAGAGUUUGACUCUAAUGUUGCUGGUGGCCUUCAUUUCCCAGAAGGUACUGUAACAUUUCCCAAAAUGAAGUUACCAAAAUUUGGUAUUGCUCUGCCUCAGUUGGAAGGGCCUCAAGGUGGUGGCAAUUUUGAAUCAGAUCUUGGAGCUAGUGGAAGCAUAAACAUACAGUCUCCAUCUGUUAUCCAAGUCAGUUCACAGAAUAUUGAGGUUCCCAGUCCAGAACUUAGGCACAGUGAAGGCAAAAUAAAGGUAAAGAUGCCAAAGUUUUUUGGCAAAUCAAAAGGAAAGGGCAGUAGUGUGGGUGACCUUCGGGGUCCAGAGGUAGACUUAAGUACAAGUGGGAAAGGCGGCAAGGUCUCUAAAGACCCAAGUGCAUUGGAGGGUGAUACUGGGCUUAGUAUGUCAACAAAAGGCAAAUCAGCCUCACUGGAUCUAUUUAAGAAAUCAAGGCACCGAUCUUCUUCUCUGAGUGAUGAGGGAGGGCUUGAAGUUAAUUCUCCCUCUGCUCACUUAGAGGCCGAGGGAGGUGACAUUUCAUUAGACCUAGGAGGAAGCAAGGUCAAAGGAAAGAAAGGCAAGUUGAAGUUUGGCACCUUUGGAGGUUUUGGUUCAAAGUCAAAAGGCUCAUAUGAAGUGUCACUUGGUGAGGACACUGGAGCAGGACUGGAGGGAAGUGCAGGUGUUUCUCUACCUACUAAGAAAACAAGAUUGUCCUCAUCUUCGAGCAGUGACAGUGGUUCAAGAGGUGGUUUCAGGUUCCCAAGGCUUGAAUUAUCUGUUUCACCAAAAAAAUGAAUAACUCUGAGGAAAAAUACAAUUUCGUACCCCCAAAUACCCUCUCCUAACAUAGCUCUUCACAUCAGUCCUUAAAAACCUAAGGAGACAUACCCAGUCAUUAUUGUUGUUAAACGUGUACGUCCUUUUUCAGUUAAAGACUGGAGUGCAUGAGAUCAUUUAAAAUCCCUCUAAACUGUAAAUAAGAUUAAUUUGUUUUGUAAUAAUAGAUAUUUGUACAUAGUCCAGAUUUAAUAAAUAUAUAUGCAAUCUCACCAAUAUUUCAUCCAUAGUUGAAUACAGGGUUAGUCUUUUUUUUUCCUAUUUCAUUCUAUGAGAUGACUAUUUUGAAUUAAUCGGUGUGGUUUAUUUGUAUCCAGGGGUCAAUGCACAGAACAGUGAGACUAGUUAUUUUUGAAGGAAAAUGUUGUCCAUACACCCUGACACAUGCAUAAGCAGUUACUGUUUUUAUUGUAUGACAUGUGUUUAUUUUCAUGCUUUGAUACCAUAUAAUCAGUGCAGAAUCCCAUUUCAACUUUGAGCUGGCCUGCAACAAUUGCAAAGACAAUCACUGUUUUGAAACUAUCAUCCCUCUGAAGUGCUGUCCGUAGUUUUCUUUUCAUUUAAGAAUUUUUUACCCGUACAUUUUUCUGCAAUUUAUCAAAAUAUGAUUUUUCUUUUUCUUUUUAUUCAUUUUGUUUCAUAACCCUGUCAUUGAAAUGCUUCACUCUUUCACAAUCAUCCAUAUUGUUACCCUAAUUUUCUGUCACUCUGCCUUUGUACAGAUGCUUUUUGAUAAUGCAAACAAUGUAAUACAAACAAUGUAACAAAUAAACACUCACUUUUUGAUGUCAAUUGUUAUGUACAAAAUAUAUGUUGAUAAAUAUUUGAUGGAAAUAGGGUAUGAUUUUUGGGGUCUAUUCUUUUGAGUACAUUCUUCCAAAUAAAUAUAAUAAAAUGAUUUUUAGAAUUA
This is a messenger RNA of Labrus bergylta (ballan wrasse), 18974 nucleotides long. The record is from RefSeq and is a predicted model, not a curated record. NCBI's taxonomy places the organism in Eukaryota, Metazoa, Chordata, Actinopteri, Labriformes, Labridae.